Messenger RNA from Setaria italica (foxtail millet), 1886 nucleotides. RefSeq names its product glyceraldehyde-3-phosphate dehydrogenase B, chloroplastic. Gene Ontology annotation, cellular component: chloroplast. Gene Ontology annotation, molecular function: NAD binding; NADP binding; glyceraldehyde-3-phosphate dehydrogenase (NAD+) (phosphorylating) activity. The transcript has 8 exons. The record is from RefSeq and is a predicted model, not a curated record. Gene Ontology annotation, biological process: glucose metabolic process. The coding region runs from base 196 to 1533 and encodes 445 amino acids. Lineage: Eukaryota; Viridiplantae; Streptophyta; Magnoliopsida; Poales; Poaceae.
CAUGCAAUCGCCUUAUCCUACGCCCGGCGCCCCCGAGGCCGCCCCGAGGCCACAAGCACAAAGAAGUGAUCACGGCGCCACGACCCCCCGGCCGGCCGGCAGCACAUAAAUUGGGAGCACCACCGCCGGCUCAGUUUCGUCUGGCUGCCUUAGCAUCGGCGCCAUCCGGCAGCAGCUAGCUUAGAGCGCGACGACAUGGCCACCCACGCAGCUCUUGCCGCGUCGCGCAUCCCCACCAGCGCCCGGCUCAACAGCAGGGCCGCGUCCAGGCAGAGGGUGGACUUCGCCGACUUCUCCGGGCUCAGGCCGGGAUCAUGCUCCGUCAGCACCGCCGCCAGGGAGGCGUCCUUCUACGACGUGCUCGGCGCGCAGCUCGUCGCCAAGGCCACCGGAGAGAACGCCGUGAGGGCGCCUGCUGAGGCGAAGCUCAAGGUGGCGAUCAACGGGUUCGGCCGCAUCGGCCGGAACUUCCUCCGGUGUUGGCACGGCCGUGAGGACUCCCCGCUCGAUGUCGUCGUCGUCAACGACAGCGGAGGCGUCAGGAACGCAUCUCACCUCCUCAAGUACGACUCGAUGCUCGGCACCUUCAAGGCCGACGUCAAGAUCGUCGACGACACCACCAUCAGCGUUGACGGCAAGCCCAUCAAGGUCGUCUCCAGCAGGGACCCACUCAAGCUCCCAUGGGCUGAGAUGGGCAUUGACAUUGUCAUCGAGGGUACCGGAGUGUUCGUCGACGGCCCCGGCGCCGGGAAGCACAUCCAGGCCGGCGCGAAGAAGGUCAUCAUCACUGCUCCGGCGAAGGGCGCCGACAUCCCGACCUAUGUCGUCGGUGUCAACGAGGGCGACUACGACCACGGCGUGGCCGACAUUAUCAGCAAUGCUUCCUGCACGACCAACUGCCUCGCCCCAUUCGUCAAGGUCUUGGACGAAGAGUUCGGGAUUGUGAAGGGAACCAUGACGACGACACACUCAUACACCGGCGACCAGCGGCUGCUGGACGCGUCCCACCGCGACCUGAGGAGGGCCCGUGCGGCGGCCCUGAACAUCGUGCCGACGAGCACCGGCGCUGCCAAGGCCGUUGCCCUGGUGCUUCCCCAGCUGAAGGGCAAGCUGAACGGCAUCGCGCUCCGCGUGCCGACCCCGAACGUGUCCGUGGUGGACCUGGUGAUCAACACGGAGAAGAAGGGCAUGACGGCCGACGACGUUAACGCGGCGUUCCGCAAGGCCGCCGCCGGCCCGCUCAAGGGCGUGCUGCAGGUCUGCGACGAGCCGCUCGUGUCCGUCGACUUCAGGUGCUCCGACGUGUCCUCCUCCAUCGACUCCUCGCUCACCAUGGUCAUGGGCGACGACAUGGUCAAGGUCGUCGCCUGGUACGACAACGAGUGGGGCUACAGCCAACGCGUGGUUGAUUUGGCGCACCUGGUGGCGGCCAAGUGGCCGGGCGCGGCGGCGGCGGGCGGCAGCGGCGACCCUCUGGAGGACUUCUGCAAGGACAACCCCGAGACCGACGAGUGCAAGGUGUACGAGGCAUAAGGCCGGCCCCGUUCUUGUAGGCCAGGGGCCGUGUUCGGUUCAGAAAACUGAAACGAAACCACGUACUACGACGUACAUUACAUUAUUACGCUCGAUCAGGGUGAGAAGGGGCAGAACAACUUUGUCGUGCUUGGGUUCACUGCCCGGUGUUCUUCUUCCAUAGAGAAUAUACAGGGUUUGCCGAGAGAGACGAUGCAGCAGAAAUGGACCGAUUUUCUGUAAGGUGUAAUCCCUGAACUCGACCGUACAGGCUUCAGAUUACGUUUUCAGUUGGGACUAUUUUUCUUGUUUUCGUGGGGUGCGUUUGUGUUCAUCAUGAUGACUUGAUCUAUAAAGAUAUCGUGUCACCAUCA